AGCCGAACAAGAAACCCAGCCUCGACGCACCUCCCCUUGAGGAAAUCGAUAAAGCUUGGUUUUUGCCUUCUUUUCUUGUUCAAGAACCAGAUUUGGAGCUUAGAAUUCUCCCUCCCUAAAGCAAGGAAUUCCAGAUCUGCUCUGCGUCUUCCUCCCUAAUGGCAAUUUGUGUUAAACUCAAGGGGCUUAAAAGGGGAAAGAAAUUGGAUAAGGAUCGGGUGAUUUUUCUUCCUUCUUUCUCUCUUCAGCCGCGUGUUUCUCUUCUUCUUUCCCGUCCCCCUGCAGCCGAACAAGAAACCCAGCCUCGACGCACCUCCCCUUGAGGAAACCGAUAAAGCUUGGUUUUUGCCUUCUUUUCUUGUUCAAGAGCCAGAUUUGGAGCUUAGAAUUCUCCCUCCCUAAAGCAAGGAAUUCCAGAUCUGCUUUGCGUCUUCCUCCCUCUGCCGUCCGCGAGUUGCAGCUUGUGUGAUUUCUAGGCAGAUUUUUUGUUUGUGUGAUUGCCCUCCAGGAUCCCGUCGGCUUCCUCACCAGCCAAGCCCGGUUUCUGCAGCUGGAAAUUCUAGAAGCGAAACCGAGGAUGGAGAAACCACGGGAAGUGACAAGUUAGUAGGCUAGCCAUUUCGAGAUUGAUAUAGAUUUUAGAAAUAGAUCAUGAUCUUAUGUGAAUUGGAUAAGUUCCGAGCUUUGUGCAUUUGUGGGACCCUCUCACAAGUGUACAGCGUCUGCCACGUCUCUGGAUUUGGAUUCUGGGGUGUGACAGAUUUAGUGCCAAUAGAUUUUAGAAUCGUCGUGAGACUGAGUGAUGAGGUUAUAUAAGGGAUGAUUCUGAUUCAUGUUGCCUGAAUUUUCUAAUCCCUUUUGAUGAGAUGGUAAUUAGAUUGUUCUUGUUUCUUGCCUUCAUACCCUGUGUGGAUUCAUGAAAUUAAUCUUGUCCGUCAUGUUCUUAAGACCUUGUUUUGAAACUUGGUCAUUUUCUGAUAGUCCGCACUUGUUUAGACUUGUUACGUGAAUAGAAUUUUUGUAUGCUCUUUUGCCACAAUUGUAAGAUCUAGGGAGUUGUAGAGAUCUUUUGUUAUUGAUCCUAUUGGUCUCUACAACAUAGCAGGCUGAGAAAUUUGUUCUAUUUGUCACAUGACCAGUGGAAGAUGGGCAAACCCUCUCCUUUGUAAGAGAUUCAAGGCCAUUUAGCAAAUGUUGUGUGUUUUCUAGAUGCGUUUUAGGAGAUGGAUAACUUGGUAAUUUCGCUGCUCAUUAUCUUUCUGAAAGUCUUAUAGUGAAGUUUCACUUUUUCCAUUUGGAGCUUCAUGGUCUUUUCAUGUGGCUCAUUUUUCUAUAUUGGUUAAUCAAAAACAAUGAUCAAUUCAAUUGAAAUUGCCAUGUUUUUGUGAAGAUUGGCAAGCUGUCAUAAAGUUAAACUCUCUAUUGUUGCUAAUAUCUACAUUCUUGAUGUCUGUUGAAACUACUUGAAACUCCUAAAAUCCGUCUGGAAUCUUUCUUGAUAUUGCUUUGUACUUGUUCUUGAAACUGAAAUCCAGAAAUGGAUAAUGAUUAUUGAAAUCCUCAUUAUCUUGAUACUUGUCUGAAACUAUUUCUUGAAACUGUUUCUGGCAUUGUGCUUGGAAUCGGUUCAUAAACCUUGCUUGAAAUUAACCUUGCUUGAAAUUCAUUCUUCUUGGAAUUCUACUCUUGAAAAUUGACUGAUAUUGUUCUUGGAAUCUAUUCUUGAAAAUCAAUUGAUAUUUGGUUU
Messenger RNA from Rubroshorea leprosula, 1747 nucleotides. Lineage: Eukaryota; Viridiplantae; Streptophyta; Magnoliopsida; Malvales; Dipterocarpaceae. The record is from the annotation of a GenBank genome assembly.